CUCGUCGUCGCCACGACGCCGUCGGGCGGCAUCGGGCAGGACGGCACGCUGCCCUGGGUCGCGCAGGGCGUCCACCUGCCCGGCGACAUGAGCUAUUUCAAGCGCGCCACGACGGAGACGCGGGACCCGUCGAAGCGGAACGCCGUCGUCAUGGGCCGCCGGACCUGGGAGGGCAUCCCGGAGCGGUUCCGGCCGCUCGCCGGCCGCGUGAACAUCGUCCUGACCAGCGACGAGGCCUACGCGUUGCCGGCCGGGGUGUUGUCCGCGACGUCGCUAGACGAGGGCCUCGCGCUCGCCGAGGACGCGGGCGUCGAGACUGCGGUGAUCAUCGGCGGCGCGCGGCUCUUCGAGGAGACCGUCGUGCAUCCGCGGACCCGCGUCGUCCACCUCACCAUCGUGGGCCGCGACUACCCCGCCGAC
Messenger RNA from Aureococcus anophagefferens, 420 nucleotides. RefSeq lists its product as hypothetical. Gene Ontology annotation, molecular function: dihydrofolate reductase activity; NADP binding. The transcript has a single exon. The annotation marks the transcript as partial. Gene Ontology annotation, biological process: glycine biosynthetic process; dihydrofolate metabolic process; tetrahydrofolate biosynthetic process. Gene Ontology annotation, cellular component: mitochondrion. The record is from RefSeq and is a predicted model, not a curated record. NCBI's taxonomy places the organism in Eukaryota, Pelagophyceae, Pelagomonadales, Pelagomonadaceae.